AUGCCCAAGGCCACUACUCCCACCGCCUCGCGGCACCCGCGACGACACAACCCUCUUGAGGAUGAUAUCACAGCCACUGGAAUUCUCAAGAACAAGCCUUCCAAGAAGCGAUCAAAAGGCGACGGCAAUGACGAAGAAGCCUUUGUCGACGAUCGCGCUUCCAGGACCAUCUUGCGCAUAGGUCGCGAGUUGGCCGAGGAGGAAAACGCUGGCAAGGCUGUAGCCAAACCGACCGCCGACAGCUUCGGCUACGACUCGCGAUUUGACAUCGAGGCUGAGGAGGAGAACAAGGUUUACGAUGACGAUGAAGCUUGGGGCGAGGAUGAUGAGGUUGUGGAAGAGGUCGAAGUCGAUCCCAAUGAUCUCGACAUGUACCGAAAGUUCAUGCCUGAUGAGGAAGAGGAUGAGCUGUUGAAGCAUGGCUGGGACCUUAAGCCUACAGGAGAGGAGCAAGGCGACAGUGUCAACCUCGCAGAUCUCAUUCUGGAGAAGAUUGCUGCCCACGAGGCGGCGCAAGAGAGGCGAGAGAACAACUUGGGGCCUCCCGAUGAGGACCAAUAUGAGCUCCCUCCCAAGGUUAUCGAGGUUUACACCAAGGUUGGCCAAAUUCUCUCUCGAUACAAGUCCGGUCCUCUGCCCAAGCCUUUCAAGAUCCUUCCCACGAUCCCUCACUGGGAAGACAUUCUCGCUGUAACCGAGCCCGAAAAGUGGUCUACCAACGCUUGUUACCAAGCAACAAGGAUCUUCGUUUCUAGCAAGCCUCAUGUGGUCCAACGAUUCCUGGAAAUGGUUAUCCUCGACCGUGUUCGUGAAGACAUCUACGAAACCAAGAAGCUCAACAUCCACUUGUUCAACUCACUGAAGAAGGGUCUUUACAAGCCUGCUGCGUUUUUCAAGGGUUUCUUAUUCCCUCUCGUUGGUAGUGGAACAUGUACGCUCCGAGAAGCGCACAUUAUCUCUGCCGUUUUGGUCAGAAUUUCUAUUCCCGUUCUUCACUCAGCCGCCGCUCUUAAGGGUUUGUGUGAUAUUGCCGCUCAGGAGGCGUCGCACGGCACAGAGGGCGGAGGUGCCACCAACAUCUUCAUCAAGGCUCUGCUGGAGAAGAAGUACGCGCUACCUUUCCAGGUUAUCGACGCUCUGGUUUUCCACUUCCUGCGAUUCCGCAGUGUCGACCCCGCCUCUGUUCGGGCUGGCGAUACUAUGUCAGGGUACGCCGAGGGAGACGCCAGGAUAAAGUUGCCUGUUAUCUGGCAUCAGAGUCUGCUUGCGUUUGCUCAGCGUUAUAAGGGUGAUGUUACAGAAGAUCAGCGUGAGGCUCUUCUGGAUCUCCUCCUGACACACGGCCACCCAGCUAUCGGACCUGAGGUGAGAAGAGAGCUUCUGGCUGGCCGAGGACGUGGCGUGCCGAUGGAGCAAGAGGGUCCGGCAAUGGACGGCGACGACACAAUGCUCAUUGACUAA
Messenger RNA from Fusarium sp. VM40, 1461 nucleotides. The record is from the annotation of a GenBank genome assembly. NCBI's taxonomy places the organism in Eukaryota, Fungi, Ascomycota, Sordariomycetes, Hypocreales, Nectriaceae.